Carica papaya (papaya) is the source of this 2003-nucleotide messenger RNA. Lineage: Eukaryota; Viridiplantae; Streptophyta; Magnoliopsida; Brassicales; Caricaceae. The record is from RefSeq and is a predicted model, not a curated record.
AAAAACCGACCACCCAAUAAAUCAUUCCCAGUCUCGCCAUCUAACACCUGCCCCAAAUCAAAACCUGCAUCCCGUCUCCCUCCGCCGUGCUUCUCUCUCCCUCCAUUCUAUAUAUAUAUAUAUAUAUAUAUCUUUGGGACACGAAUAUUGAUGAAUGUAUACGUACAGUGACGUAUAACUUGACGCGCUUUCAGUAUCAUUUCUUCUCUCUACAUGCGCCUGCCAGAACUAUGGGCAAUCUCUGCACUUGCUUUGCGCCCAAGACAGUGAAGAAGAGAAGACCCGCGAAGCGAUUGCAUAAUCCACAUCCUGGGCCCAGUUCAGGAAGCAACCGGUGGAAUCGGAUUCGAUCCUCGCGUAAGGACAAGCUUAAUGAUUCUUUGGUUCAAGAACAAGCUUUAGCCGCCGCGAUCCUCUUCAGCCAGCGCCAGCAGCAAAAUGGAGGUAGUUCGCUUCCCUUUGAUCGCUCUGCUUCUCUUCGUUACCCGAAUUCUGGGUCAAAGAAGACCCAGUUGCCCCGGAGUUCUAGUUCGAGGGCCAGGUCGCUCACUGACCCUCUCUUGCAGCCUCACCAGCUUGUAAAUCAGGUUCGUUUCAGUUUACUUGUUUUAAUUUUUGAAAGGUCUGGAAUGCUAAUUACUUGUUGCUAUUUUUGUUGGUUCCUGGUCUCUUUUUUUCAAUGCUUCUCGAGGGUCAGUUUUGAAUUGGUGCAUAUAAGUGCCUCUAUAAAUUUGCAGGUGAUUUUGGUGGGGCACGAUUUUGGUGGGGCAUGUAUAUCUUAUGCAAUGGAGUUAUUUCCUUCUAAGAUUGCAAAGGCUAUUUUUAUUGCCGCAGCAAUGUUGACCAGUGGACAGAAUACACUUGAUAUGUUCUCCCAGCAGGCAGGUUCCAACGAUCUAAUGCAACAAGCUCAGAUUUUCCUGUAUGUGAAUGGAAAUGAUCAUCCUCCAACUGCUAUAGAUCUUGACAAGACCUUGUUGAGGGAUUUGUUAUUUAAUCAGAGUCCUGCUAAGGAUGUUGCAUUGGCAUCUGUUUCGAUGAGACUAAUCCCGUUUGCACCAGUUUUGGAGAAGCUAUCUCUUUCUGAGAUGAAAUAUGGAUCUGUGAGGCGGUUUUACAUAGAAACUCCAGAAGAUAAUGCUAUUCCCAUCAGUCUUCAAGAAAGCAUGGUAAAGGCUCGGCCCCCAGAGGUGGUGUUUCGAAUUAAAGGUGCUGAUCAUUCACCAUUCUUCUCAAAGCCUCAAGCACUACAUAAGUUACUGGUAGAGAUAUCAAAGAUUGCUCCAACAUGAAAUAACAUUUUAACUAUAUAUGCCUACUUUAAGUGGCCUGAAAUCGGGUUUUCUGGUGGAGGAGUCCCACUCGAGAUUUAUCAGUGAUCUAGAUACAUCAACAUACCAGAAAGAAAAUCUUGUAUCUGUAGCCCAAAAAUGUUCAUAUUUCAAUUUUUUUUUCUUUUUUUUUUUUUUUUCUUACUAAAUCUUAAACACGGAGGAUGUGGAGGAAGAAAAUUCAUUUUUAAGAAGUUAAAAUUGGGGACAAUUAAGUUCUAUAGGUACGGUAGUGAAGAUGCUUACAGCCUUGUGCGUGUGGCUACCACUGUUUUGGGAUGUCUCUCAGGAAGCCGUGUUAUUAGUGUUGGAAUUUAUUAAAAAGAACAAGAACAAUAAGCCUCUAAAGAUAAUCAUACCCUUCAGAUAGAUAUUUAUCUAGUUCUUUCAAGAAGAAACAUUUAUUAGUCCUAUCUAGAAUAAGUACUUUUUGUUGCACAAACAUUUAGUCUCUUACCAUUUGGCCUUUAUGGGUAAAAGUUGUAGGUCUUUAUUUUUGGUACUUUCUCUCAGAUUGUUGUCAACACUCGGUGUUGGAUUGAGUAUUUUGGAGUCUGUUUUGAUUUUUUUUAUUUAUUUUUCUUCUUCUUUUUAGGUUGCAACCAGCUUCAUGGUAUGUUGUAUUAUUUGAAGAACUCUGAAUGAAACUAAAUAUUAUGGUUCCAGGUCAAA